AUGAGCGUUGACAAAGAACAUCAACAACUGCAAAACCUGUCUGACGAAAACUUCAGCGCGCAGCGCGAUACAUGCACCAACGGCAUCGAAGGCAUCGACGGCAACGGCGUGGUAUGUUGUCCGCUGGGUUGCGGGCGGUGUGCGGGGGAAGGGUGCACUGCAUUUGGCUCUGAGAACGGCCUCGGCGCCGAUUCCUGCUGCGGCAAUGCUAUCAAGGCUUCCGGGAGACUGUGCAGCGAAACCGGAUCAGCCCCUUGCAUUAUCGACGAAGAAGGGCCCUCGCCGACGCCGAGCUUCAGUGGCGGACAAUAUGGAGAGGAAUAUAGCGGAGAAGCAACAUACUAUGGUCACACGACGGCAGGCAUGUGCUCCUUCUUCGACGAUGUCCCGGAAAUGUACGAUGGCAUGAUUCCAGUCGCCCUCAACGCGGAGCAGUACGGCGAUUCGCUCAUGUGUGGUGCAUGUGUCGAGGGAACUGCCAGCGGCAGCGGCUCCAGCAACAACCCGAUCCCAUCCACGUUCAAGGCUUUCAUCACGGACAAAUGCCCCGAGUGCCAGAAGGGAGACCUCGACUUCUCCAUGUCCGGCGACGGGAGGUGGGACAUCGAGUGGAAGUUUGUCGCGUGCCCUGGAGAGGAAACAUCCUUCGUUUCUCCUUCCGCUAACCCAUACUACUGGAAGGUGCAGCCACGCGGUACCACGACUCCGGUGGUGAGCCUCACGGUUGACGGGCAGUCGGCCAUGAGGACCACCGACAACCACUUCGAGGUACACAACGACGGGGCCGCGUGGUCGGGCGCGCAGACGGUGGUGACGACGACCGUGUCAGGCGUCACGGAGACCGCAGAAGUGUCGUUUUAACGAGAACGUGUAUAAUUUUGCUGAGUUGGUCUAGGCAGCACGUCGUGGGAUUUGAUAGCACCACGAGGAUUAUAUUUGUCGGGGUUUUUGUUGUGUUUCGAGAUACCCGUGUGAGCAUACAUGGAUUUGUGUCUCGAUGGGUUUUUAAGGAGUAUAAGGUCUCCAAUUGCACAAAAUGUUACGUAGUUUAGGCGGAGUAUGAGGGGCUAGAGAAAAUGAAGAGGGGGGCAAACCAUUUAUUGUUGUGUAUUCGGUCUUUGUUUUAACUUCUUGACUCACAACAUGAAUUUUACUUCUGGAUGGUUGCUGGUUGCUGUUGAUGUCGAACAGCCCUAGACUGGCAGGUGCUUUCUCUUGGACCUGUUCGCCAUGAGGGCUAAUAUGUGUUCGGGCGUUCGCGCUCUACACCCUUUUUACUGCCCAUCACGCCCCUCUCGGUGCUCUUCACCGGCCAGUGAGAUUGUGUGGGUAGGUUGGUCGUUUUCUGUUGUCGUCGUUUUUGUUGCAGUCGAUGAAUUGCUCUGUUUCAUGUUCUGACCCCAGCUUGUUGAAUUCGGAGGAAGGGAAGGCCGACCAGAAGCUGGAUUUUGGAUAUUCUUGUGUAACCACUCGUGGAGACUAUCUUCCGUGGCGUUGGUGGUUUGCCCAUUUUACCGGAAGUGGAGCUCGUUGACUCCUGGGUGCUCCGUAGGUAGGUUGUUGCCAGCAGCGAUGAUUCGAUUCCGUCGUACCAAUGCGUUAGGAUAAUGCUACAGUGCAGGGAAUACUUUGUAGGGUGUGUAGAAAGUGGCAUCUCGCCUAGAGAACUUUCGAAAGGGUUCUUGUACAUGAAUAUCGGUGGCGAGAAAUAGCAAGGAAUGGAUCUAGAAGGGAGUGACCCUCUUUCAAAGUGCGAGGCUGCUCUAAAAGUGUGAGGCUGUUCCAUGUUGGUCUGGUGGUCGGUAUUAUGCCGCAAUACAUCUAGCGCGAUUUCGGGGAGGCUUGCCGAGGUAGGCAUAAGAAGAUUAGGAAAAUUUACACGCCAAUGGAGAAAACAUCACACCAACUUAGGAUAGCGUUUGUACCGGGCGCCUGUAAUCAGUGAACGUCUGAUUGUUUCUGCAGUUUUCUAUAUGCAGGUUGCAACUCCGGUACCUCAUUCGUGUGUUACAAAUAUUUUUGUAUACCCUAGGGUAUUCUUGUUCGAUUUUCUUAGCCAAGGCUGUAGUUGUUGUCCAAUACACGCUCUGUCGCCUCAUGGACCCCAGGUUCAUGCACACGGUGAUUUUGUUGCUCUGGAUGCUGAAUAUAUUCUGUGUGUGAUUUCGUUGGCUGUUGACCUCGGGGGGGUGUAGGUGAGUACAGGAAGAAUUUUGUGUGAUGUGUGCUACAAUGCUGAGCCUGCUGAUAAUGUGUAACUAUUCCAACAUGCUUGCGUAAUUGUAGGCUUUUCGUUCGGAAUCCGUGUACAUAUUGCCAAAAUCGAGGCAUU
This is a messenger RNA of Ectocarpus sp. CCAP 1310/34, 2332 nucleotides long. NCBI's taxonomy places the organism in Eukaryota, Phaeophyceae, Ectocarpales, Ectocarpaceae. The record is from the annotation of a GenBank genome assembly.